Neltuma alba is the source of this 981-nucleotide messenger RNA. Its product is annotated as acidic endochitinase-like. Gene Ontology annotation, molecular function: chitinase activity. Lineage: Eukaryota; Viridiplantae; Streptophyta; Magnoliopsida; Fabales; Fabaceae. Gene Ontology annotation, cellular component: extracellular region. Bases 1 to 981 code for a protein of 326 amino acids. The record is from RefSeq and is a predicted model, not a curated record. Gene Ontology annotation, biological process: carbohydrate metabolic process. The transcript has a single exon.
AUGGCUUCCAACAAACCAGUUCUCAUUCUCCUUUCCCUCCUCACACUGUCCUCCAUCGUCAUCAUCAAACCCUCUCAUGCCGUUGAUUUCCCCAUGAGCAAACCUGGUUGGAAAAUCGCCGUCUACUGGGGACAAAACAACGAAUCCAGUGAAGGACCCUUAACCGAGGCAUGCGACUCUAAUCUCUACAACAUCGUCGCCAUCGCAUACCUCCAUGUUUCCGGCAACACAACAUCCUUAAACCUGGAAGACCACUGUCCUCUCGGCAACUGCUCCGCCCUAGCUUCACAAAUCCAACACUGUCAAAGCAAAGGCAUCCAAGUCUUUCUUUCCGUCGAGGUGGAUGCCGUCGAUGAUCCUACUUCCUUGGCACAGUAUCUCUACGAUAGCUUUCUCAGCGGAAAAUUAGGCCCUCUCGGAGCAGUGACCUUAGACGGUAUCGAUCUUGCCCACAUUGAAGACCGCCCAGAGCCAUGGGACGAACUCGUGAGGGCGAUCAAUGGUUCGACCCAAGACAAAAAGAUUUACAUUUCGGGAGCCCCACAUUGCAGUACCAGUUCCUUGGACAGUGCAAUCGAUACGGGUCUUUUUGAUUAUCUCUGGGUUCUAUAUUAUGGCCCAUCGGCUACGUGCGAAUAUUUAGGAAACAACGACUUCACAAAUCUUCUUAAUUCAUGGGCAAAAUGGACGUCAAAGCCAGGUUUAGUUAAUAGCUCAGUGUUCUUGGGUUUAGUAGCGUCAAAUGAGACGUCCGCAGCAUCCUAUGGUUACAUACCACCAGAAGAGCUCAAGUCUAAAGUUCUUCCGACCGUGACGGAAUCUUCAAACUUCGGAGGAGUCAUGCUCUGGAACAGGUACUAUGACAAGAAAACAGGUUACAGCACUGAGAUAAAGGAUGCCUUGGGCACAAAAGUUUUUGAAUGCGCACGCCAGGUUCUUGCAUCAAGGAGAUUCAACAGUCUCUUGGCCAAAUCUGUGUAA